AUGACUGAGAAAAAGAAACAGGAAUGUAUAAAUGGAAAUGCUUCCUUAACUAGUCCUAAGCCAGCUUCUGUUGCAGAAGUAUCAUCGCUUCAGCCGUCGAUUAAAUUGCGUUUGUCGACCAACACAACUUCAAACACUAAUAUUUUUACAACUCAAGUCGAAGAAAGCAAAGCGUUGAGUUACAUGGUGACGUCACCCGGCGGUAGAGGUAUCCUGUCGUCUCGACCCUUUGAUAAGCUGUCAGAUUCAACUCCACUGACAACUCCGACAAAGGAUUUGCAUUUAACUCAAACAUCGUCUAAAAACAUUUACAGCGCAACAAUGGAUGGUGGCUUCCCAACUACGUUGCUAUCAUCUCAGACAAAGGUACAAGCAACACUAGAUACAACACAGAAAGCGGUUGAAGCAGCCCUGCCUUGGACUCGACAAACCUCAUCAUACGUCAGUAUAAUGCACAGCCAGUCGAAAACAGAUCUAACUACAUCUUCUGUGAGCGUUGAACAAAAGACAUAUCAAAUUCUCCUGCAUCUGACCAGUAGAAAGUCGGAUACAAUAUCUCCGAGCCAGUAUACUUCCAAGGACCCAUACACGUUUUCUUCACAGCGAGUCAAAUACAAUUCCACGCUCCUCUCAACUACGACCGUAAAAAUUACCUCAUCUCAAUUUUUCUCUGACACCAAAGGUUCAGGGUACUUCAACUCUGCAGAGAGCCUUCAAACAAAAGAAACCCAACAUAACUUACUUGAAACAACAACUUUAUCUUUCCAAGCCACAGGUGUUGCAGUAUCUCACCAUGGCCAAACUCCCUUCACAGGUGUCACUGUGUACCGAAUAGUUCCAUGUAAUGAAUCAUCCACUAAAAUCUCUGCCCUUUUUACUGGUAACCAGGCCUCAAGAUCGAGUUAUUCGUACAAUAAAAGUAGCGUGUAUCUAUUAUAUCAAUCAACUAAAAACGAGGCCAUCUCCUCGAUGCCAAAUACUUCAUCAGAUGUAAAGUUGACCAAAACAUCGGGAAAAGGUGUCACAGCGUGUCCAAGUAUCACAACUCUCUUAUCCACAUCUGUACAUGUGAGCCCGAAAGGAAUCUCCGCGAAUCUGAUAACUUCUCCUGACAAGAUUACCAUCACUACCUGCAUUUCUCAAAAUUUUCAUGCUACAGAGGUGACAUCAUAUUUUGUUCAGAGUGGUACAGGAUCAGCUUCAUUUUUAGUUCAACCAAGUACGUCAGCGAAAAAGGUAACCACUCUACAACCUUCGACAGCUCUUCUGAAUGUUAAAGCCUCGACUCCUCAACCAUUGAGCAAUACUGUAGGAAGGACAUCCUCCUUUUCCUCCACUGCUGUCAAGAAAUCUCCUCCUGUUAACAGUGAACACUCUAAACAAGUCACAACCACCCACAGGUACCAUAAGACACCAAUCACAACACGUCCUGGAAUGUCGUCAUCCGUUGAAACCUCCGGAAAAAGGCUCGAUACUCUAAACACUGGCAGUGUGACCGAGAAAAGCCUAAGUACUAUAAACACUGGCAGUAUCACCGAGAAAAGCCCUUAUACUAUAAACACUGGCAGUGUAACCGAAGAAAGCCUUAGUACUAUAAACACUGGCAGUGUCACCGAAAAAAACUUUAAUACUAUAAACACUAGCAGUGUCACCGAAAAAAGCCUAAGUACUAUAAACACCGGCAAUGUCACCGAAGAAAGCCUCAAUACUGCAAAAACUGAAAGUCAGAGCACACAGCAAGUUGGUAUCUCGGGAUCUGCCUCGCCUAACAUAAUCUCGACCAAUACUUUAGAGUUUACCUCAAACACUUCUCAUCAAUCUAGUACUAUUUCAUUCCCGAAAGCCACAUCAAUAUCACCGAGUAAGAUGCUCACCACAACAUCAUUGGUUGCUCACAGCUUUCCACAGUCUCGUACGUUGAAACCAAUAACCUCCACUUCUUUCCUCUUCAAAAGUUCGCGUAAAUUGUCUAAAUCAGCCACAGAAACAUCGUCAAAAUAUGUUUCAGUGACUGAAAGCAACACAACGAUUCUUCCUCGUUAUCUCACAACAGCUGCGUCUAUUUCAACAACAGAUAAAACAUUAACUUCGACUAAAAGACCAUCAUUGGGAAGCAAAACCACGCAGAUUAAGAAGUCCAAGAUUUCUACUUUGAAUUCAACAAAUAUCGGUGAAGCUUCAGUGUUACAUACGUCUUCUGCUCAGUAUCUGAUAAAUGAAUCACGUGAAUCACCAGAAGCGACAUUUAGCAAAGCCACUGUACUCUCCUUACAACAGUCAUCAUCUCCAAGCACUGAUGGGCAAAUUAUGUCCAAUAACACAUCACAUGCUGGUUAUUCAAGCAUCCUUACUUCAAUCGUAACCUCAAUCCGUAAAUUGCCCUCAACGCCAAUUCAAUCAACACAAACUUUGACUCGUUAUUUACAAUUCUCUACACAAGCGAUGACAACGAGGCUUGUUACAAUCCCAACCGCCACGCCUCUGGGUACACCACAGCUAACGACCACUGAAAAAUACUCCUCAAAACAAAGCAGUAAAAGCAUAUCAACUGUGCAACAAAAGAGGGCAUCGACUCGUCAAAACGUGCCACUUACUAAAACUUCGGUAUAUCCCUCUCCCUCCUCCAUGCUCGUGUCUGCAUUUAACAGGAGUACAUUGAUCCAAAAACCGUCAAUGAGCCACCGACCGUCAUCAUCAUUAUUUCUGCCAAAAGAUAGUAGAACUCAAACCGUUGGGAUUACAAGCCAGAUAACAGCUGUUGAUAAGAUCACAUCAUCAUCGUAUUUGGCCUCGACUAGUAUCUCAAAAGUUUCACAAAAGCAAAGUGUGCCUUUGUCUGCCACGUACAGUUCUAAACAUGGGGGUUCUGCAUCGUUCAUACACGAACCCUCGAAGAGGACUAGUCCGGCGUUGACGUCAGUAACUACUUUAAAGCUUGAAUUAUCAGAAAUGAAUUCUGAGGUUUCUCGAUUUUCUGCAACGAGUCUCCACCCCAUUGAAUCCACUAAAUCGCUUGAAUCAGUAAUUUCAUUGAUAUUUCCUGGUCACUCAAGUUUGACAUUCUCUCCUAAAACGACCGUGCUUACGUUAGAAAACACCCGGACUCAAGCUUCUUCAGAACCUCAAACAGCUCUAAAAGUUACCACAAAGAGUUCACAAAUCUUUAUUAAUACAACAACAGUUGGAGCUGCAACACCUGUAUUAGUGACUUCAUCCAGUGCCUCGACACAAACGAAACCACCGCCCGAGAUUCCAAGUCAGUUCGAAGGUCGGAUGAUUCUAGGAAUGCCAUGGCAACCACACUACGAGUAUCCACCGGGAUCCCAAACACUUAAAACUACAAUAAAAGAUAAACUGACCAACGCGCUGAAAGAUCUUGAAGGUUUUAUUUCAGUUCAAGUUCUGCGUUUGUGGGAGAGCAGCGUUGGCGUCGAUUUUAUUGUGUAUGUAAAUAAGCAAGUCACGGUGAACGAAAGUCUCAUAGAAAGAACACUCGUUAAGGCAAAUAGUAUAGGUGUUUUAGACCUGCCUUUGAAAAGCCUCCAAGUGAAAGAAAAGGACGCUCCAACCACACAGAACUUACCCACAACCAGCCCUACAACACAGGAAAAGUCCAUCGAGCGAUGGGUCAUCAUAAUCAUCAUUGCCAGCAUUGUGGUAUUCUUCCUGUUGAUUAUCAUAUGCAUAUUAGUGGCUAAAAUUAGUAAACAACGAGGUGGUGUGCGUAGAAGUGGAAAAUACGAGCUUUCAAGCUUCACCAACUUCUUGCACUCUGAACAAACAGAGUCAGAGACAAAACCUGUGGUAUUGAAGAUGCAAGAACGAACAGCAAGCGAAGCUGUACAACAACAAUCAAUUAAAACUAAACAAAUCUCUGGAGACCCAGAGGCAUUGCAGUCCUUCGCUAAUGGAAGUAAUGAUGGUGGCAGUAAAGUAACAGGAAACUCACGUGCGAAGGAAAACCAAGGCUUUACCUCGACCGACUUAGGUGGUGUUGAUCAAAAUUAG
Messenger RNA from Pocillopora damicornis (cauliflower coral), 4008 nucleotides. RefSeq lists its product as uncharacterized. The record is from RefSeq and is a predicted model, not a curated record. NCBI's taxonomy places the organism in Eukaryota, Metazoa, Cnidaria, Anthozoa, Scleractinia, Pocilloporidae.